ACGAUGUUUCACAUCCAGGAAUUUGCAACCGAAGGUCUAAGAACUCUAUUAUACGCUCACCGAUUCUUGAGUGAGGAUGAAUAUAACACAUGGAAUAAACAUUUUCAAGAAGCGUCGACCGCUAUAGAAGAUCGAAAAAAAAAGUUGGAACAAGUAGCCGAAAUGAUUGAACGUGAUUUAGAAAUAACAGGAGCAACCGCGAUCGAAGAUAAAUUACAGGAAGGUGUUCCCGAGACGAUCGAUAAAUUACGACGGGCGGAUAUUAAGAUUUGGAUGCUGACUGGAGAUAAACGAGAAACAGCAAUUAAUAUUGGGUAUUCAUGUUCUUUGAUCAAGAAUUUUUCAAAGACGCUUAUCAUAGAUUCUACUAUUCCGGAUCUCAACUUGAAGCUAAAAAAAGCCAAGGAACAGAUUGGUGACGGUAAAGCGAAACAUACCGUGGCGGUAGUAGACGGUGCGACUUUGAUGGUUAUUGAGAAAGAUGUGGAGCUAAUGGAAACAUUUAUUGAACUAGGGAUAUUGUGUGAUGCAGUUAUCUGUUGUCGCGUGAGUCCAGCACAGAAAGCACUCGUAGUAAGGAACAUUCGAGAAAAAUUGAAUAAUACGGUAACCUUGGCAAUUGGUGAUGGUGCAAAUGAUAUUGCGAUGAUUCAGGAAGCCCAUGUUGGGAUCGGAAUCACAGGACGAGAAGGAUUGCAGGCCGCAAGGUCUAGCGAUUACUCGAUAGCUCAAUUUCGAUUUCUCACUAGCCUGUUAUUCGUUCAUGGACGGUGGUCAUAUGUCCGGGUGUCAAAAUUUGUAUUAGGAACAUUUUAUAAAUGCAUGUGUUUUUAUUUGACCCAAGGGAUAUUUCAAUUGUUUACUGGAUUUUCGGGGACAAGUUUGUAUGAAGCAUGGACAUUAUCUUUAUAUAACACAUUAUUUUCUUCUUUGCCGGUUAUAGUGAUUGGCAUGCUAGAAAAAGAUUUAAAACGCGAAACACUUAUAGGUGUUCCUGAGCUGUAUCAAUUCGGACAACGUAACGAAGCAUUUAACCUUAAAUUAUUCUUCUCAUGGAUGAGCGCAGGAUUAUUUCACGCUGUGGUGAUAGUUUUCACACCGGCUCUAUUACACGGAAUAUUCUUUUCGAAUGAAUUGCAUGCCUUAGGAACUCCGCAGUUGUAUGAACUUGGAUUAGUAUCAUACACCAGUGUAGUACUUAUAGUAACAACCAAAAUAGCAUACUUGGAAUGUCACAACUGGACGUUGAUAACACAUAUUACAUCGUUUUUGACACUCUGUGGAUGGUUCUUGUGGCAAACCGUUUAUUCAUUUGCGUAUCCAAUUGGUAAUACUACGGUGUAUGAUGUACAUGGAACUUUCCAACGAAGUGGAAAAAAUUUUGAAUUUUGGGUGUCGACAUUAUUAACGGUGUCUUUGGCAUUGAUACCAAACCUAGCGUUGAAAACGGCUAAAUCCAUUAUAUUACCAACGGAUGUAGAUGACUAUCAAGAAAUAGAAAAGGAUACGGAACGAUUACAAAAAAAAAUUGAAGAGGGGGAAAAAAAUAAUGAAAUUGAGGAAGACAUUGAUGUGUUGCAUCCGAGUGGAAUAAGAAAUGAAUCGCGAGAGACUAGAGAGGAGAAUGGUGAGAAGAACAAGAACAAAUUAUAUUCAGAACGAGACACAGUAAUGAAUAUCACCAACAAUAGCGGAGGGGUGAUACCGCCUAAUGAUCAACAGAGAUACCCCGACGAGAAUUCUUCAUCAGCGUCUCUAAUACAUCAUCAUGAUGGUUCUUCAAUAUCACUAUCGUCUAAGCUACAUUCUAACGAAUCGCCCUAUCAAUACAGUAAACGAUAA
This is a messenger RNA of Acaulospora morrowiae, 1842 nucleotides long. The record is from the annotation of a GenBank genome assembly. NCBI's taxonomy places the organism in Eukaryota, Fungi, Glomeromycota, Glomeromycetes, Diversisporales, Acaulosporaceae.